Penicillium soppii is the source of this 1125-nucleotide messenger RNA. RefSeq lists its product as uncharacterized. The transcript has 6 exons. The coding region runs from base 1 to 1125 and encodes 374 amino acids. NCBI's taxonomy places the organism in Eukaryota, Fungi, Ascomycota, Eurotiomycetes, Eurotiales, Aspergillaceae. Gene Ontology annotation, cellular component: trans-Golgi network; endosome; Golgi apparatus. The record is from RefSeq and is a predicted model, not a curated record. Gene Ontology annotation, molecular function: antiporter activity.
AUGGCAAACGGUCGCUCGUCGCAGGAUGAGCGUAAGCUCGAGGGUGGUGGUGCUGCUGCUCCUCCUCAAGACAAUGGUCUUCACCCGGCCUUCUACAUUGCUCUGUGGAUUGCCCUGAGUUCUAGCGUCAUCCUGUUCAACAAAUGGGUUCUUGCGAGUGCCAAGUUCGAUUUCCCUCUGUUCCUGACCACCUGGCACAUGGUGUUCGCGACUGCGAUGACCCAGAUUCUCGCUCGCUGCACUACCGUGCUCGACUCGCGUCACAAGGUUCCCAUGAACCCGGCUACCUACACUCGUGCCAUUGUGCCCAUUGGUAUCAUGUUCAGUUUGAGUCUGAUUUGCGGUAACCUGGCAUACCUCUACCUGAGUGUCUCUUUCAUUCAGAUGCUGAAGGCUACCAACGCUGUCGCGACUCUCCUGGCUACCUGGGCUUUCGGCAUCGCCCCCACCAAUAUGAAGGCUCUCGGCAACGUCUUGCUGAUUGUUGUCGGUGUUGUGAUUGCCUCGUUCGGCGAGAUCAAGUUCGAGAUGGUCGGUUUCCUCAUCCAGGUCGCCGGUAUCGUCUUCGAGGCCCUCCGUCUUGUCAUGGUCCAGCGUCUGCUUAGCUCCGCUGAGUUCAAGAUGGACCCUUUGGUCUCUCUGUACUACUACGCCCCCGCCUGCGCCAUCACCAACGGUGUUGUCACCCUCUUCACUGAGGCUCCCCGUCUGACCAUGGGCGACAUCUACGGUCUCGGCAUCGGCACUCUCGUUGCCAACGCACUGGUUGCUUUCCUUCUUAACGCCUCCGUCGUCUUGCUGAUUGGCAAGACCUCUGCCGUCGUCCUGACCAUGGCCGGUGUCCUCAAAGAUAUUCUCCUUGUCGCUGCCUCCAUGCUGAUUUUCCACGACCCCGUCACUGGCCAGCAGUUCUUCGGUUACUCCAUCGCCCUGGCUGGUCUGGUGUACUACAAGCUCGGUGCUGAGAAGUGCCAGAGCCUUGUUGCCGAUGUGCGCCUCCAGGUCGGCGAGUACAACCGCGCCAACCCUGCCCGCACCAAGGCCAUUGCUAUCGGUGUGCCUUGCAUUCUCGUCCUGCUUGUUCUGUACAGUGGUACCUCUGCCUCUGCUCAGGUUACCAAAUAA